Fusarium poae is the source of this 1881-nucleotide messenger RNA. RefSeq lists its product as uncharacterized. The transcript is spliced from 5 exons. Lineage: Eukaryota; Fungi; Ascomycota; Sordariomycetes; Hypocreales; Nectriaceae. The coding region runs from base 1 to 1881 and encodes 626 amino acids. The record is from RefSeq and is a predicted model, not a curated record. Gene Ontology annotation, molecular function: flavin adenine dinucleotide binding; sarcosine oxidase activity.
AUGUCUAACAACACAUUCAAUGUCGCCGUAGUUGGCCUUGGUGCCCUAGGCAGCGGAGCAGCCUACCACGCCGCUAUCAAAGGCGCCAGCGUCAUAGGCUUCGAGCAAUAUGAGUUCGGAAAUGUUUACGGCUCAUCUCACGACACUUCUCGCAUUGUUAGAACAUCCUACGGAUCACCAGACUACGUUGCCCUCGCCCGCGCAGCCUACAAGGACUGGGCUGAGCUUGAACGUCGCAGCGGUCUUCAAAUGCUGACCAUCACCGGCGGCGUGGCAUUCUUUCCAAAGACUGUCAAACCUGAGAGCGAAUUGAACGAGUUUGAAAAGAGCAUGAGUGCUGGCGAGUUCACAAGGAGCCUGGAUGCGAAUGGUAUUCCCUACGAACUACUUGACCCUGAGGAGGUCAUGAAGCGAUGGCCGGCUUUCAACAUUCCCGAUGGUGUUCAGACGAUAUAUACUGCAGACUCGGGUAUUGUGCACGCAUCAAAGUCAGUUGCGGCAAUGCAGUAUCAGGCUCGUGCCAAUGGAGCAGUUUUGAAGGAGAAGACGCGUGUGGAUGGAGUCAUUCCCAAUAAGGAUGGAAAGGGUGUGACAAUAGAGACAUCAAAGGGUCGAUUCUAUGCUGACAAGGUCAUUUUGGCUUGCGAUGCAUGGAUCAACAAGCUUCUUGCACCUCUGGGCGCAGAGAUCCCUCUGACGGUCAUGCAAGAGCAAGUCACAUACUACAAACCAGCUGACCUCAAACCUUUUGAUGAGACUAGAUUCCCUGUCUGGAUCUGGGCUGGCGACCGGUAUUACUACGGAUUCCCCAUGUAUGGUGAGCCCGCCAUCAAAGCAGGGCGUGACACGUCGAACAAUCUCAUGACACCCGAGAACCGCACAUUUGUCCCCUCGGAAGAGCUGUUCAACGAAUUGACAUCGUUCGUGAGUAAUCUCAUUCCCGAAAAGGGUGAGCCACUACGGACUAUUACGUGCCAAUAUGCGAUUACGCCCGAUCGCCAGUUCAUAAUUAGUCCACUGAAGAACAAUCCCGAUAUCAUUGUUGGACUGGGUGGUGGCCACGCCUUCAAGUUUUCGCCAGCUAUAGGACGUGUUCUUGCGGAGCUUGCCAUUGAUGGAACGACAAAGGAAAAUAUCUCCAACUUUGGGAUUCCUAGAUCAUCAGCCGAGAAUAAGUCGAGUCGGCUAGAACAACUCGAAGAUAAGCUUGACAAUCUUAUUAGCACAGUUGUGCCCCAGUCCAUGCAAGAAACUACACCAUCUUCAACGUCUGAAAGACCAAACCAAGCGCUAUCCUCCUCAGCAAUUACACCCCAACAGCAACCACUAUCGACACCUGUAUCGGUUGAUUUGCGUGCGAAAGCAAUCGGCUUUUACUUUCAACACAUCCAUAGACAACCUUUGUGGCUAUUCGAUGACCCUCUCCAAGAUCUUUCAGAUGCUUUGAUCCAUGCUAUAAUGGCCCUAUUCUCUACCUUCUAUGCCUCGUCUCUCGACAAACAAGGCGUGGAGAGCCCUGGUGUUUACUAUAAAGCUGCCCGUACAAGUGUCAUGCUCACAAUUGCUCAAGGAAGUAUGACAACCCAGAGUAGCCAGAUACUCUGCUUGUUGGCGUACUAUAACUUCGUUAUUGGUGAUGUCACUACUGCUGGUUUUGAUAUAUCCGUUGCCAAGAGCAUGCUUCAGCUAGUUCCAGAUAACGAGCGAGACCCGGUCGAAUUACUGAGUCUUCAAGCAAAAUCAAGGGUUCUUUGGAGCAUUCAAUUUCUGAGCUACACGUGCGGGGCUCCCAUUCUUUUACCUUCGGCUCUUCAAGACAUCGACGCACCGCGCAGUGGUUUUGUUGAUGUUGAUGUUGAUGAGGAAAUGUUUGACAACUAA